AUGAAAAAUAAAUUAGAGAAGUUGCGACAGUGCAUAUUACGGAAAUCAGCCAAGAUGUUCAACUUGUAUCAGCAUAUGAAAGCCAAUAACGAGGGUAAGGAGCAGAAAGAACCGGAGACAACUGGACACGACCGGUUUUAUCAGGAACGUCCUCGGAGUAGUUAUAGGAAGAAGAAGCGUCGUGGUGCGUGCAGGAGGGCCCAGUCUGCUGCCGAACUGAACCCUGAGUCCAUCGCUGCAGCCAAUAAGCGGAACGCGUUCAGAAUACGGUCAGUGUCCACUGACAGAGAGGAAAGCGAAGACGCUGGGAGACAAGACGAAGGUGAAGGAUCAUCGUGCGCUUGUAGCUCAAAAGAGAACUCUGAGCGCGCGCCCUUGGUAGCACAGAAGAUUGACUCUCUGGCUAAGCUGUUAUUCAACAAGUCGCUGAUUGGGACAGGAUCUGGGAAAUCUUCACCGUCCGAACCCCCUGCUUCUCCUAGAGCCGGUGAUCGUUCUAUGGAGAGUUCAGCUGCAUUGGCCAUUUGCACAGAAUACUUGUCACAGUCACCCAGGUACGACUUGUUGUCUGCGUUAGGGUCUAUCGGCUCCCGACUAAACAAGCACUGGUUUGCCAUACACGACAACUCUAUUAAAACAGACAGACUUCUGACAUUGAUGCCAUUAACUUCAAAAUGCCCCAUCGAGCAAGGAGAACGAUCAAAGACUCUAAUCAUGGAACUGUUCCGAGCUCUCCACCAUCCCUACAUAUACCCAGUCUUAGAUCUAGAACUGUGCAAUGGCCAUGCUCUUACCGUCUUACCUUUUAACGCCAGAGGAAGCUUAAAAGAUCUAAUUUAUAAGAGUACAUGGAACGAUGAUUACGCACGUAAGUAUGGGACAAUGGGUACUGGGCUCCCUGCAUGGCAAGUUGCAAGAUUCGGUCGACAAAUGUUAGAAGGAUUGCUCUUCCUCAAGGAGAAAGGUUUUCCACCUUUUCGUCACCUACAUUCAGGCAAUGUCGUCGUGCAGAAUGGCGUUGCGCGGAUAUGUGGGCUGGAAAAUACACUGAUUGGUGCCCAGCCAAGGUGUCCCAUAGCCCUGGCUGCACAGUUGGAGCACGUGGAAGCGUUGUCACUAGGACACGUAUUGUUUGAGAUGUGUGCCGGCACUGAAAUCGACUUGUCGUUGUUACCAGAUUUGUUGCCAAAUUAUCCUAAUGUGGUUGAGAUCAUCGAGCAGAUCUUCGGUCCUCGCACUCCUACACUGCAUGAGCUGCUACUCUGCGAACUCUUCAGGAAGAUCGACCUUCGUGAGAUGAAAGGAUCUUGCCUUCCGAACUUCAGCCAACGUUUGUCUCGUUCAUGCCUGUCCCUGCUGGGCGAGGUGGCGCGACGUACGCCCGGCUCGCCACGCACGCGUACUCCGCCGCGUCGCUCCGUGCCCGCCUCACCAGCCUCUCCGGCCACGCCGACACAUAGAAGGAGACACUUCCCGGCAGACCAGGACUUCACUGAGGAGUGGCAGUGGUGA
Molecule: messenger RNA, 1512 nt
Organism: Spodoptera littoralis (African cotton leafworm)
Lineage: Eukaryota; Metazoa; Arthropoda; Insecta; Lepidoptera; Noctuidae
Source: the annotation of a GenBank genome assembly